Trichomycterus rosablanca is the source of this 2467-nucleotide messenger RNA. It is a transcript of the gene prdm6, whose product is annotated as PR domain containing 6. Gene Ontology annotation, molecular function: RNA polymerase II transcription regulatory region sequence-specific DNA binding; protein binding; histone methyltransferase activity. Gene Ontology annotation, cellular component: nucleus. The record is from RefSeq and is a predicted model, not a curated record. Bases 121 to 1812 code for a protein of 563 amino acids. Gene Ontology annotation, biological process: regulation of transcription by RNA polymerase II. The transcript is spliced from 7 exons. NCBI's taxonomy places the organism in Eukaryota, Metazoa, Chordata, Actinopteri, Siluriformes, Trichomycteridae.
AAGAGGAGCACACAGAGUAAUCCUCCAGUGUGCUGUCCUAAACCUUUCUUCUAAAAGUGUAAUUGCCGCAAAAAAUCGUGCAAAAAUCCACCACUUCUCAUUUUUUGUCCGCAGUCCCAGAUGGAGAUGCUGAAGCCCGGGGAUCAAAGCGGCUCUGCUUUUCUCAAAGUUGACCCGACCUACCUCCAGCACUGGCAGCAGCUUUUUCCGCAGACUCAGCUCAAGAGCUGCGCAAUCCCUCAAAUCCCGCCCGAUCGAGGUCCUGUAGCCGCGGAAAGUCUCCGCCAGAGACCGGCUUUAAUCUCCUCUACCUCCGCGUCUGUCGCGUUAACCCCGGCGUCCUCCAGCUCCUGCGCUCCAGCGGUAUCAGCUCUGUCUGGGUUAACUCAGCUCUCAGCACCACAGCUAGCACUAUUCUCUCACACACUGUGUACUGAUAUACCCCCCACCGAAACACCGACCCCAGUCCAGAACAAGGAACUUUCCCUACAGCCCAGCUUUAUUGAAAAAGCGUCCCAAUUAAAGCUGACCUCAGAGGAACUGGACUAUUAUCUGUACGGCCAGCAGAGGAUGGAGAUUAUCCCGUUAAACAACCACGCCAACGAGCUCAAUAACCGCUGUGACAUGUGUGCAGAUAACCGAAACGGCGAGUGCCCCAUGCAUGGGCCCUUGCACUCACUGCGUCGCCUGGUAGGAACAAGCAGCACCUCCUCUACUGUGCCACCUCCAGAGGUGCCUGAGUGGCUGCGGGACCUACCUCGAGAAGUCUGCCUCUGCACCAGCACCGUUCCUGGGCUGGGAUAUGGCAUUUGUGCUGCCCAGAGAAUCCCACAGGGGACAUGGAUCGGACCCUUUCAGGGUGUCCCUCUGCUGCUGGAUAAGCUGCACAUUGGAGCCGUGCGCAACACAAGACACCUUUGGGAGAUCUAUGACCAGGAGGGCACGUUACAGCACUUUAUUGAUGGCAACGACCCAAGCAAGUCUAGCUGGAUGAGGUACAUCCGCUGUGCCAGACACUGUGGGGAACAGAACAUGACAGUGGUUCAGUACAGAUCGUGUAUUUUCUACCGGGCUUGUAUAGACAUUCCUCGAGGAACAGAGCUUUUGGUCUGGUACAACGACAGUUAUACCUCCUUUUUUGGCAUCCCACUGCAGUGCAUCGCACAAGAUGAAAACUUGAACGUGCCGCCCACUGUAAUGGAGGCCAUGUCUCGACAGGAGAGCCUGCAGCCCUUCAGCAAGACCUCGAAAUCCUCUUCCUCCGCUAUGCUGCAGCGCUCCAUGGUGUUCCCCCACUCACCCUGCUCACGAAAUUUCUCUCUGCUGGACAAGGCCGCCACUGAGUCUGGCUUUAACCAACUGAAUUCCAAAAACCAGAGGAUACUGGCUAGUCCCACAUCCACCAGCCAGCUCAACAGCGAGUUCAGUGACUGGCACCUGUGGAAAUGUGGCCAGUGCUUCAAAACCUUCACCCAGCGCAUUCUUCUCCAAAUGCAUGUGUGCACACAGAACCCUGACAGACCGUAUCAGUGUGGACACUGCUCCCAGUCUUUUUCUCAACCCUCAGAGCUGCGCAACCAUGUGGUAACACAUUCCAGCGACAGGCCCUUCAAGUGCGGCUACUGCGGCCGAGCUUUCGCCGGGGCCACCACGCUCAACAACCACAUCCGCACACACACUGGAGAGAAGCCAUUCAAGUGUGAGCGGUGCGAGAGGAGCUUCACGCAGGCCACGCAGCUCAGCAGACACCAGCGGAUGCCCAACGAGUGCAAGCCCAUCAGCGAUAGCAGCGAAUCAAUCGAGGUGGAUUAGUUGAUUGACCACACCGGAAUUAAACGGCGAGGCAAAGUCAUGAUUAAAUGUCACAGACACUUAAGCAAAACCAAAGAUUUCCUCGGAGAAACUCUCAAUCAGCCCUGGAAAACCAAAAGCAGUAAUAAAAUAAGUAAGAUGUUAAGAGGUAUUGAUCCUGACACAGAUACGGGACUGAACGUGCUGGGGUAGGGGAGGGCUGAGCUGAAAAUUGAGGGGGAGGGUAAGCUUAUUUAUUCAUGACUACAAAAGUCAUGGUUCUGUUCAGAAAAAAGAUGAAAAAGCUGGAGAGUGAGCAAACGAUACCAAAAAUAUGGUUUAUUGCUUUUAUCCUUUUCAGUAAUAUACUCUGUCUAAUAAAACCAAAGGGUAAAGGGUGCAGAAAUGAUGCCCUUUAAAUCGAUGCACAGUAUCUGUAUAAUUUAAUAAACAGGAUUUUUAAGGGAAAGCAGUUGUUUUCACAGAAAUAUCCUCUGUAUAAAUGUACAUUAUGAAUUAUAUUUCUCUCAUAUCAUGCUUUUUGGCACUUUUAAAUUGUUAUUUAAUAUUUCAUUUGGAUAACGCUCCUAAAUGUAACAGUGGAGACUAUUUAAAUAUGAGUGGGAUGAAAGGAAAAGCUCCUUAUGAAAUAAAUGCCUGUUACCAAAUAUUAAAU